Olea europaea var. sylvestris is the source of this 1225-nucleotide messenger RNA. RefSeq names its product zinc finger CCCH domain-containing protein 2-like. Gene Ontology annotation, molecular function: metal ion binding. The transcript has a single exon. The annotation marks the transcript as partial. The record is from RefSeq and is a predicted model, not a curated record. Lineage: Eukaryota; Viridiplantae; Streptophyta; Magnoliopsida; Lamiales; Oleaceae.
GGAAAUCAAUAUUCCGCCGAGGAAACUGCUCAGCCGCCGCUCUGCCACCGCUCAGGCGGCUGAGAUGUUGAUGGACUCCCCCAAAUCCGCCGAUGAUGGCCUGUUUCAGAGAUUCUUGCCGUACAAUAACUUCGAUGAUGAUGAUGCAGACCCUUACUCCUCAGAUCGUUUCAGAAUGUACGAAUUCAAGGUUCGGAAGUGCACUCGAAGCCGUAGCCACGACUGGACUGAUUGUCCCUUUGCUCAUCCCGGAGAAAAGGCCCGGAGAAGGGAUCCCAGAGGGUACCAUUAUUCUGGUACUGUGUGUGAAGAGUUUCGUAAAGGCCAUUGCAGCAAAGGGGAUAAUUGCGAGUUUGCGCAUGGAGUUUUCGAGUGUUGGCUUCAUCCAAUGCGAUAUCGAACUGAGGCUUGUAAAGAUGGUAAGAAUUGUAAGCGAAAGGUCUGUUUUUUCGCGCACUCCACGAGACAGCUUCGUAUUUUAUCUGAUAACUCUUCUCCUCCACUGAUUUCUCCGGUUUCUAUCGAUUUGAACCAUUGCUGUGUUCAUUGUCACUCUAUGAUUGCUUCUCCAACUUCUACUUUAAUAGGCUUGUCUCAUCUGUCAUCCCCUCCAUUUUCGCCACCGAUUUCUCCUGUCAAAACACCUGAGUUUUCGCGUCGUCCACUCGAAUCUUCUGCUCUGAAUGAAUUUAGUUCUGGUGGGUUGAGUUACAAGGAUGCCUUGACUGAACUUAUGGGGAAUUUGGAAGCCAUGAAUCUGACUGAAGGUGCUUCAUCACGUGGGAAUUUAUUCAAUCUUGAUCCUGAACAAUCCCAAUUUUUGUUCUCCCCUUCGACCCGAAAUCCUGCAGGUUCAAACAGAUUCUUCAAUGGGGAAUUUUCAAGCAGGGAUUUCACUGAGGCCAACAAGUACAACAAUGAAAGUGGACCUGAUUUUGGGUGGGUGAAUGAUCUUUUAACCUAAAUAAUUAUUGAUAAAAAGGAUAAUGGACCACAAUAUGGUAGCCAUGGUGGUGAUGGUGAUGGAAAAACUGAAGGAGAUAUUAAAGGGUUUUUGUACACAAUCCACAUGUAUGUACUCAAUCCAAAGUGUGUGUAAUAUUAUUUUGCUCAAUGUUCUUAAGAUUUUUGUUGAUGUAUUGGACUGUACUAAAUGGUGUAUGCGAAUUCAAUAAUGUGGUAAUUUCUGUAUUUUAAUAAAUUCCAACUCUAUUUUGCUUUUGUA